Molecule: messenger RNA, 1392 nt
Organism: Plasmodium yoelii
Lineage: Eukaryota; Apicomplexa; Aconoidasida; Haemosporida; Plasmodiidae
Exons: 3
Coding region: 1-1392 (463 amino acids)
Biological process (GO): DNA damage response; DNA replication
Cellular component (GO): nucleus
Molecular function (GO): double-stranded DNA binding
Source: RefSeq, a predicted model, not a curated record
AUGCCACGUGCCGAGCCAGGAACACCAAAAUGGCUAGCUAAUAAAAUGAAGGCUAAAGGCCUUCAAAAAUUAAAGUGGUAUUGUCAAAUGUGUGAAAAACAAUGUAGAGAUGAAAAUGGAUUUAAAUGUCAUAGAUUAUCAGAAACACAUCAAAGACAAAUGCAAAUUUUUUGUCAAGAUGCAAAUAAAUUUAUGGAUGAAUAUUCUUCAAUGUUUGAAAAAGAAUUUAUGCGAUUGAUGAAAACAAAAUAUUGCCGAGCAAGAAUUUUAGCAAAUACAGUUUAUACAAAUAUGAUAAGUGAUAAAACACAUAUACAUAUGAAUGCAACAGUAUGGGUUACCUUAACAGAUUUUGUUUUAUAUUUAGGUAAAACUGGAAAAUGCAAAAUAGAACAAACAGAAAGAGGAUGGUAUUUGGAAUAUAUAGAUAGAGAAAAAAUUGAAAGAGAAAAAGCAUUUAAUAAAAAAAAAAAAAUUGAAUAUUCUUAUGAAGAAAUGAAAGAAAAAAAAAUUAAUCAAGUUAUUGAAGAAGCUAAAAAAACGGGACAAUUUAUUCAAUCAGAAUAUACAGGUAUCGAAAAAAAAAAUGAUGACAAAAUUAUAAUUUCAUCAGUAAAGCCAACAAAUACAAAUCCUAGUACUAUUGGUCAUAAUGAUCAUGUUCCAAAAUCGAAUAUUUUUUUGGAUAUAUUAAAAAAAAAUAAAAUAAAAAAUACAAAUGAUCAACUAAAAUCUGAAAAUAUUAAAAAGGAAGAAAAAUUAUCAAAAGAUAAAACACAAAAUAAAAAAAGACCAAUAUCAUCAUUGGAAUUACUUAUUAUGGAGAAUGAAGAAAAAAAAAAACUAAAAAAUUUACUUCCAAAUUUAAAUAAAAAUAUCAAGGAUAAUAAUUCCAAAACGGAGCAUACACAUUCUAUAGCCAAGCAAGUGAAUGAAAGGGAUGAAAAAGGGGGAAAAAACAAAAAAAGAGAAAAAGAUGAAAAAAGUGAAGAUUAUGAAAAAGGGGGAAAAGAUGAAAAAAGUGAAGAUUACGAUACAUGGAUUACUAAAAAUAUUAUUGUUAAAAUCGUUGAUAAAAAUCAUAAAUAUUAUAAAAGCAAAGGAGUUAUUAUUUCAAUCUCAUCAACAGAAAAAAAUAAAUGUGAAAUAAAAAUUAAAAACACAACCAAAUAUACAUUAGCUUAUCAAAACCAAAUACAAACAGUUAUACCACAAAUUGGAAGAAUGGUAUUAAUUCUUAAGGGACGUUAUAAAGGAUUAAAAGGGAAAAUAAAAAAGAUUUCUGAGGAUGAGGAUUAUGCUGUGGUUUCCGUUUUGCACAAAAACUCAGAUGAAAUAAUUGCAGAGAAGGGCAUGCCAUUUGAUGAUAUUAGUAAAUUUCAGGAAGAAUGA